GUGGUCAUUGAUUUUUAGCUCUGCCUGCUGCACAUUGGUUGUAAAUCAUGGCGUUUCUUUUGAUGUUGAGUCUUUUGUUCACACUGACUCUCACAGGAGCAGAACCCGGCGCAGCCACUUUUGAAAAAUGUCCUUUACUUAAUCUGAACGGGCUUGUUUUCCCAGAUUACUCUAGCCGUCCAGUAGAGCAUGCAUUGCAUUGGAGUAAAGCACAAAUAGCAAAACCAGCACCUGACUGGAAUGGUACAGCAGUUGUUGGUGCUGCUUUCAAGGAACUGAGAUUAUCAGAUUUUAAAGGAAAGUAUUUAGUGUUCUUUUUCUACCCAUUGGAUUUCACAUUUGUAUGUCCGACUGAAAUAACGGCAUUCAGCGACAGAGUUGGCGAGUUUAAAGCGAUCAACACUGAAGUGGUGGCUUGCUCUGUAGACUCUAAGUACACUCAUCUAGCGUGGAUCAAGACCCCCAGAGACAAAGGAGGUCUGGGAGAGCUUAAUAUUCCCCUAUUGUCAGACAUAACAAAGCAAAUAUCACGUGAUUAUGGAGUACUAUUGGAAGACGAAGGAAUCUCAUUGAGGGGGCUGUUCAUUAUUGAUGCAAGAGGAAUUUUAAGGCAAAUCACAAUGAACGAUUUACCCGUUGGAAGAUCAGUAGAUGAAACACUUAGGCUGGUUCAAGCAUUUCAAUAUACGGAUCAAUAUGGAGAAGUUUGUCCAGCUGGAUGGAAGCCUGGGGAACAAACUAUUGUUCCUGAUCCUGAAGGGGCACAGAAAUACUUCAAAAAAUGCAAUGACAAGAACUAAACUCUUACUCUUAUAGGGACUUUUAAAAAAUAACACAAAGGAACAUAUUAUUAUUAUUAUUAUAAGCAACAGUAUAAUAAUAGUUACAUGCUAAAAUCUAAUUGACUUCUUAACAACUGA
This is a messenger RNA of Amphimedon queenslandica, 920 nucleotides long. Its product is annotated as peroxiredoxin-2-like. NCBI's taxonomy places the organism in Eukaryota, Metazoa, Porifera, Demospongiae, Haplosclerida, Niphatidae. The record is from RefSeq and is a predicted model, not a curated record. Gene Ontology annotation, cellular component: endoplasmic reticulum; cytosol. Gene Ontology annotation, molecular function: thioredoxin peroxidase activity. Gene Ontology annotation, biological process: cell redox homeostasis; cellular response to stress; response to oxidative stress. The transcript is spliced from 8 exons. Bases 48 to 800 code for a protein of 250 amino acids.